AUGGACUUAUCAUAUCUUGCUUCUUCUCCAGUUCAAGUUCCUCUUCAAAAAUCGACUCAAAUUGUCAAAUUUUCGGGAUUCGAUGAUGAUGAAAUUGAUUUCGAAACAUCAAGAGAUAAUCAAUAUUGUAAUGGUGGCGGAAAUUCGAAAUUUGGUGGAGAAAUAGUGGGUGAGAAGAAGAGACGCAGAGGUGGAAGGAAGAAUCGACGACGAAUGAAUGCUGGAAAAGUGAGUACUGUAGAUCAAGAGAAGGGGUGGAGGUACUGUAGAAUGUUGACAUCAAAAUCUAGGGGUUUUUGCAGAUCAAUUGAACAUUUGUAAUGUUGUCAAAUUUUCAGGCAGAGAACAUGCUUGCAAUACCAGUUUUCUCACCACCUCCACCAAAUCACACACCAAUUUCACCAACUACCCAACAAAAUUCGCCAAAAUUGCAAUUCCUCUCGCAAAAUGCUCUCGGCAAAAAUGUUCAUCAAAAUUCAUCAGCGACACCACAAAAUCCUCAGAAUCUUCCGGCUCAAAAAAUGUCGCGUUUAAUGCGAGAAUUGCAUGAAAGAGAACGAGUUCGUGGAAUGGAUCGAUUUGAAGCAAGACAAUUAUUACAGGAUAAAUUGUUGUUUAGAGGAGAAACGAAUUUGGUGAGAUUUUUGAAAGGGUGGAAAAAUUUGGGGGGGAAAUUGAUGAGAAUUCGUACUUUUCCUUCAAAAAUACAAUUUUGAAACAGUAAUUUUUUACUGACAAAUUCAAUUUUGGGGAUGAAAAAUCCUUAUUUCACGUGUGAAAUUUACAUUUUUAGGUGGAAAAUGCGCUGUUUCAAAAACUUUACAUUAGGAUUUUGAAAAAAUUCAGCUUUCUUUCUCUCUGUUAAUUUUCAAAUUCAAAUGGUUUGCACAUUUUCUAGAUUUUUUCCUAAUGUGAAAAAGUUUUGAUUUUGACGCGAAAUGUUUUUGAAAAAAAUUAAAAUUCAAAAUUUGCUGUUUCAAAAGUUUCACUUAUUUUUUGUUCGCCUUCUCAAAACCAAACUACAUACAAACCCUCCUAAAACAUUCAUCUAGCUAGGUCAAACUAAAGUCUAUCUUUACUCUUCUCCAAAAUGAUAUACGAACCGAACAGUUUAUCUCUCUCUCUUUCUCUCACGCUCUCUCCUUUUUCCUCAAUCUCUUCCUAUUUUUGUUGUUCUUAUUUCGCGGCUUAUUCUCUUAUUCGAAAAAAUAAGGCGUUGUUUUAAAAUUAAAAUUUUUUCUUUACUUUUUUUGCAUUAAGUAUAAUUAGGAAACAAUACUGUUUCAAAAUUUCCAUAAGAAUAUUUUGAAAAAUACAUUUUUGAUACAUGUAUCAAUGCUUUCUCAUUCUGUAAUCCACAAUAAUUAUGUUUCAAAAACUUUCCCUAAAAAAUUUCAAUUUUUGCAGUCUGAUAUUCGUCUUCGUCGUUUUUGUAUCGUCGUGAUCUCUCGUGAACAAUUUGAAAUUCCCGAAUUAUCCAUGAAAAUCCCAGCAGAAACCAUAUCAAUUUCAAUGGAAAACGGAAAAAUCUCAUCAAUUCUUCGACUUGUCCCAAGUUUCGACGAAAAUCCCAACGAAUCGUCUCAAAUUCCACCGCCACAUCAAAAAUAUCGAUCGAAAACGAUUUUCUGGAAUCCGACACGUUGCCGUGACUCAAAUAUGAUGUUCAAAAUGUGGAAUCAUUUUCUCGAUCGUUGUCUGCACUCUCUGCUUUUGUGUACUCUCUCGCAAUUCUCGAUUUUGUUAGAAUUUUUGAGAACAAUUAAUGAGAUUCGAUCGAUAUUGAAUCAAAGAAUGACGGCGUCGAUUUGUUUGAGCAGAUUGAUUUCGAUUGAUGAUUUUUUGAUUAGUUGCCAACAAUUGGCUGAUGUUUAUAAUGUAAGUUGUUUUUGGGCGAUUUUUGGAUGGAAAUUGAAAAAAGUCUCAAUUUUCUUGCCUUUUUUUCAAAAAAAUUCACUUACUCAGAAAUUUUAAGAAAAAAAAUCAAAUUGAGAAACUUGAUCAGGUUGAUUUCAAAAAUUCAUUAUCAAAAUUUUGAAAAUAAAAUUUUUCGUUUAUCAUGAACUUUCAAAUUUCAACGUGGAAAUUCACCCUUUUCACUUCAAAAUCUAAUAUUGUUUCUAAAACAUUUCACUGUUUCAGAAAUUUAACAUUAGAAUUUUAAAAAUCAGAGAUUUUGAUAGUCGAUUGAAUAAAUAAAUGCGUGAUUUCAGAAUCUUGAAGCAAUGCCGCACAAAAAGAAUCAAACCACUCUGAAUUUUGGAUUGGAGUUAUGGUAAGUCCAAUUUAUUCUCCUUAAACCCAAUUUCCCUUUUUCCAGCUCACAUUUCAUUUCGUCGAUGAAAACAAUCGCAUCAUUUUCAUCUUCUAGCCAAUUUCGGCCAAAUGUGAAAUUAUCUGAAAAUGGUCUUUUAAUUGGACCACCGCCUGGAUUAAGUGGACAAAUUUUGAAAAUUAAUAAUCAAAAUAAUAAUAAUCAACAACACCAGCAACAAAAUUUGAUGAAGUCGACUAAUUUGAAUUAUAAUAUGAGUCAUUGUAAUCAGAAUAAGCUGUAUUUUGUGAGUUUUUUUCAUUGAAACUCAGGGUUUGCGAUUUUUUGAGACCAAAUUUGUAAAUGUUUCUUUAAAAUGUCUUGGAGUCAAAAUUUUGGAUUAAAUUUGAACUUUUUUAUCAAAUUUCUAAAGGAACAUUGGCUUGUUUGAUGUCAAAAAGUCGCAAAAAUUACCAGAAUUCAAAUUUCAAAAUGUGUUUUGCAGACCCCCGAAACAUAUUAUCCUGAAACACAGUGUAAUCAAUUUUUGGGUGAUUUUUCGUAUGCCGAAUAUUCGAGAAAUUUGAUUUUGGAAAACUAUAAAAAUAGUAGUAUAAGUGAAUGUGAGUUUUGGCACGAAAAAAAUUGAAUUCAAAUUUUUGCUUCCAGUUAUUUCUGUACAAUUGUAUCAAAGAAUAUUGGAAUGGAUAAAUGAAAUUGAUUUUGAAAAUAUGAAUACAAUGGAUGAACUUGAGUAAGUUUUGGCUGAAAAAUUAUGUUUCAGUUAUCCUAGCUUUAAUUUUCGAUAUUCUAAAAAUUUUCAGAGAAAAAUAUCGAUUUAGUGAAAAUGAGGAAAAUGAAAAUGAAGAGGAAACAUUUAGCGAAUUCGAAUAUAUUGAUUGA
Molecule: messenger RNA, 3157 nt
Organism: Caenorhabditis angaria
Lineage: Eukaryota; Metazoa; Nematoda; Chromadorea; Rhabditida; Rhabditidae
Source: the annotation of a GenBank genome assembly